Messenger RNA from Cladocopium goreaui, 807 nucleotides. The record is from the annotation of a GenBank genome assembly. NCBI's taxonomy places the organism in Eukaryota, Dinophyceae, Suessiales, Symbiodiniaceae.
AUGGGAUCGAACCACUCCAGUCACUCCCAAGAGGUGCAGGUAGAGAGCACCACCGUAGACCCAAAACAGCCGCUUUCACUUCCGAUCCAAAAUCGACGCACACGAUCAGUGACGCUAGCGCCCCCUGAGCCCCAGCUUGGUUCAGGUUUGCCGAUCAAGAGUCGGCGUACUCGUGGAGUCACUCUGGAACCUGCGCCAGGUCGCGAAACAGCAGGCUAUGGUGAGCGCACACUGGCCGCGCCUCCUGAUAUGGCAAGAUCUCCAGUUGCAGUGUUGUCCUCGCCAGCCUCAGCACAGAGCAAGUCCCAUGGCUCCCAUCCGGGCACACCAUCAGUGCAAAUUGCCCAAUCCGCAAGGUCCAGGGUCCACUUUGCCACGUCCCCUGCAUCAGUAGUGGAAAUCACGCCAUACAGUUGGGCUUCGAGUGCAUCAUCGCCAGUGUUUGAAUCUCCGACUUCACCACAUCUUUGGAUGAACACUUUGCACCUGAGUCCGCCAACCGGAUAUCCGGCCGUGCCUUCGACUCAAGCCAUUCCCUCGCAAGCUGUAGCUGCACAAGUAGCACCAGCAGCACCACCCGCACCAGCUCAAGUGAUGCUGCCUUUGCAGGCGGUGGCGCCAGCCGUGCCAGCAGCGCCAGCUGUGCCAAGCCUUCCAGUUACAGCAGGUCAACUAAGUCAACCAGCUGCGGUGCCACCUAUGCUGCCACAGCAGGUGUUUUGGAGAGCACCAGCUGCCACCACUGUGACAGCUGGGGCUGAGUGGUCCGGAAAUCCCCCACCGUCGGCGCAUCCCAUGCACAGGUGA